AUGCCGAUGGAGUGCCGUCUUAAGCAGCUCCUCGGUGACCUGCGCCUCGGUGGCAAUGGCCUAGACACACCCACGAAGCUCCUGAGUUACAUGCAGGGGCAGGCUGCAAGUCUCAAUGUCGACGACAACAUCCUCCGCCUGGCUUGGAUGCAGGCUCUACCGAAGAGCUUUUCUUCUAUUCUGCAGUACUUUGGCCAACGCUACACACUCACCGAAUUGGCCGAAAUGGCAGACCGCGUGUACAACGAUCAGCUUUCGGUCCAGCGCAUCCACCACCCUCUUCCGAAAACGCUGAACUGGUAG
Molecule: messenger RNA, 303 nt
Organism: Echinostoma caproni
Lineage: Eukaryota; Metazoa; Platyhelminthes; Trematoda; Plagiorchiida; Echinostomatidae
Source: the annotation of a GenBank genome assembly